This is a messenger RNA of Guillardia theta CCMP2712, 270 nucleotides long. RefSeq lists its product as hypothetical. The transcript has 2 exons. The coding region runs from base 1 to 270 and encodes 89 amino acids. The record is from RefSeq and is a predicted model, not a curated record. NCBI's taxonomy places the organism in Eukaryota, Cryptophyceae, Pyrenomonadales, Geminigeraceae.
AUGAGGGGGAUAAUGGACAAAGAGAACGAGGACGAGGACGAGGACAAGGACAAGGACAAGGACAAGGACGAGGACAAGGACAAGGACGAGGACGAGGACGAGGACGAGGACGAGGACGAGGACGAGGACGAGGACGAGGACGAGGACGAGGACGAGGACGAGGACGAGGACGAGGACGAGGACGAGGACGAGGACGAGGACGAGGACGGGAUUCAGGUAGAGGAAGGAGAGGAAAGGAAGGGGUCAGAGCCAACGAAGAGCGAGGGAUAG